Pomacea canaliculata is the source of this 4079-nucleotide messenger RNA. Its product is annotated as aquaporin-9-like. Gene Ontology annotation, cellular component: basolateral plasma membrane; plasma membrane. The record is from RefSeq and is a predicted model, not a curated record. Bases 793 to 1479 code for a protein of 228 amino acids. The transcript has 8 exons. Gene Ontology annotation, molecular function: water channel activity; glycerol channel activity. NCBI's taxonomy places the organism in Eukaryota, Metazoa, Mollusca, Gastropoda, Architaenioglossa, Ampullariidae. Gene Ontology annotation, biological process: glycerol transmembrane transport; water transport.
AAAAGAUUGAUGUGUUGAUCACCGCGCACGAAGUUAUCUCCCCAUAAAAGCGCUCUUUACGCAGAGAACAUGCGGUGCGGGCACAAACUAAAUGUUUAGCCACAAAAAUAAAAACAUAGCAGAAGAUUGCAUCGGUGAUUUCAUAUUUCUGUGACCUGCUGCCAUUUUUAAUGUUUGUUUAUUCUCUUUUUUGUUUACCACCGCACCAACAGUGCUGCCCUGUUUCACAAGAUGGCCGCAGCGCCAUGUCCACAUUCCUUUCUGACCUGAAGCUGAAAGCCAUUUAGGUUAGGCAACUGACAACAGAGGAAUUGUACUGGUAAACUGAAGAAGAUCAAGCGAGCAUGAAAGUGUAGCCAACAGGCUCGUGUGGCCACUUGCCUUGUCCUUGAGAUUAGCUGGCCGCCUUGCGACUAACCGCCUUGGCCCAUUGACCUCGUUGUCGCUGCUCUUGCUGAUCUGUCGUCAGCUGUCGUCGCCGAGUGAAUUUCAUUUCGAGGGUUUGAGCAAGCGCCCUAAAUGCCAAGCCAACAAGAAUUCGUUCCAUUUAUUCGGCUCACUUUAAACUUGUAAGAUGUUCGCCUUUCUUGGGAGGUUGUGGGUGAGGGGUGUGUAGGUGAAGCCACGCAGACAGACAUUCGCCGUUGGCUCUGGCAUGCAGUACAUAUUCAGUGAAGGUGAACUGAGUAGUUUCUGACAGUCAACUUUGCGGGUGGCCUGGGUCUGACAUUCGGCAUAUACUGGGCGGGAGGAGUGUCAGGUGGUUCUCUGAACCCUGCAGUGACCCUGGUGAUGUGUUUACAAGGCGCCGUGCAGUGGCCGCUGUUCCCCUUCUACACCCUCGCUAACCUAGCGGGCGCCUUUGCUGCAGCAGCCGUGCAGUAUGGUGUUUAUUAUGACGCUCUGAAUUCAUACGACGGGGGACAAAGAAGAACUUAUGGCGAGAAAGCAACGGCAUCAAUUUUCUCUACCUUCCCCAACAGCAAAAUAUCCACCCUGAAUUGCUUUUUUGACCAAGUGUUUGGCACCUUCAUCCUCUGUGGCUGUAUCCUAGCAAUGACUGACAAAAGGAACAUGAUGCCCCACAAAGGCCUCUUGCCUUUGGCGGUUGGUGCGAUUGUCUUUGGUAUUGGGACCUGCUGGGCCUACAACUGCGGCUACGCCCUCAACCCCGCGAGAGACCUCGGGCCUCGCAUCUUCACCGCCAUUGCAGGCUGGGGAGUGGAGCCCUUCAGUUUCCGGAACUAUAACUGGUUCUGGGUCCCGAUCGUGGGACCCAUGGUUGGCAGUUUCGUGUCCUGGCUCGUCUACAGUUUUUUUGUGCAGCUUCAUUGGCCAGCAUCAAAAGAGGAGAUCAUCGCGACAACCAACUCAGUGACAGUCACAGUAGAUGGGAAAGUGGAAGUGGCUGCCAACAGGACAGGCGCCCUCUAUCGAGAACAUUCCCUCACGGAAUCCACAAGAAGACUCAGCAUUUGACGACCAGGUAGCAGGGUCUUGCCUCUAGUCUCGCGUGUUGUGCAUCUGGUGAGACAUGGCGAGCCCUAGCAGAGACUGUGGUACUCAGUGCACGAGUCCACGUGACUUGUCAAACAAAUGUCGCGAGGACUUCAGACUCUAUCUUGGUAGUCCAGCUCUCCACAAGAUCCGGUCCAGUGUGUUUACGGUUGUUUUUUAUGCCAAUGCCAAAUCCCUGCUUACUUGUCAUUAGCAAUCAAACUAAUGAAUACUAGGACGGUGAGUUCAUUACAGAAAGACUAUCUGCUUAACGUUAGCUACCAAGAUGGCGUCUUACAAUGUCUUGGCUACAGUAUACUCAUGGGUCUUCAUAAUCAGAAACGAAACAAACUGAAGAACUCUAUAGGUCAUGUAAGGUGAGUGCGGCUGCGACUAGAAAUUCUUUGUUGCGAGAAUGGAUGGCAAAUGCGAGGAUGAAACAAAAUUCGGGCCCUCUUCUCUUCUCCCACGUUUCUUGUUUAGGUCCAUCCCGUUGUCAGCUUUUUUUUUAAAGGAUAGGGUUGUAUCAUCAGAUAUAAGUUUUUUUUAAAGGAGGCAUCAAGAUAGGCAAAAUAUGUAUUAAGGCUGAUUACAAGCAUCAUACUUCCCUGUCAUCCAUUCGAUCUCUAAAAGACAGUGAACCUUUCAUUUGGAGUUCGAAGAACAGGACCGUUGUCUUCUUCAGACACGAUCCAUGAUUCAAUACAAGGUGACUUGGUAUGGCUGUGGUGAUCGGUUAAAGACCACUCGAAGCCGAAUUUAUAAAGUGAAGGUAAGUCGUUACCUGUGGGCAAAUUGGAGAAAUCAAGGAAAAACGUCGUUUCCGUAGUUGCGACCCACUGUCCAGACCUACCUUUUUUUUUUUCUUUACCUCGGGGUAUCUUUGCCACCGAUUUAAAACUAGUCCUCGUGGUCUAGACAUCACUUUGUAACUAUUUAGAUGAAGAUCCUUACCCUCAAUUUGUCCAGGACGACUUACAUUUGCUUCAUGAACACAGCUCUAGAAACCACAAGAAUCAUCCAUAGAGCCACAAGACUAAGAACAACACUUUUCUUAAGACAAACUUUAUCUACAACAAUGUACACAUUAUGGCUAUAUACCAUCUUUAAAUCAUCGUGAAAAAGAAUAGCAAAUACAGUUUUGUAUAUUUUCUGCUGACAUAAAUGUGAAUAUCAGGAUAACUACUAAAGUAUGUGGGCGAUGGCGGUGUUUUUGUAGUUUUAUUGGUCUGAAUCAGACCUCAGGUAUUAGUAGUUUUUAUUAUCUCUUGUUACACCUAAUGCACAUAUCUUACAGUCCACUCAUGAUUUGUGUCUUCAAACAACACACAUUUGUAGCAAAAAGAAAAAUAUAAAAAAUUUAACUUAACUUCAAACAAUAAAAAAAUGAUAAACUUUGCACUUGAGCUUUUGUUGACUACCAUGAGUCAGUUUCUUCUCAAUGCCUACGAAUAGUAGGGGGUCGUACUAUCCUUGCCAGCAUUUUAACUGCAAGCACUUGCUGGAGAUACCUCAGCCCUAGCUGUAUUCUAGAAAGGUGUCUGUUGGUAACUGCUAGUACAUCUGCCUUUCCCCUCUCACUGACAAGUCCUAGAAUUUUAGAUCACAAGUUUUAAAGUGUAUGCUGUACCUGUGUCAAAAUAUCACACAAAGAGGUAAACCGCUUAAUUGACUAAAAGAUGAUUGGAAAGGAUAUCUCAUCAAAACAAAUGUUAUAUGUCCUGCUUACAGAAUAGUGAAUCAACAGGCGCAUAAAGGAAAAAAAGUCAUGAGUCAACUGAAUUUUUCCACGUUCUUCAAAACUGGAUAAGAUCAACCAUCUUAUGCAAAACUGAAAGCGACAUAAAAAAGUUAAUCUGAAUAAAGAUGCAAAAAUUACUCACUCAAAAUUUACAAAAUUUUAUGGGCAAUAUUUUCUGCAAUAGAAAUGUUUAACAAGAGCAAUCAAUCUCUUCUUGCUAUACUCACUAAAAUAUUUAUGCAAUAUGGUUUAUAUGGUUGGUUGAUUGGUGAAACAUGUUUCCACCAGAGGUGAUUUCACACUAGGAAGUGAAAGGAAGAGGAAACUGAGUGCCCAAAGAAAACCCCGAGAGCCAGCUCUGUAAACAGGCAUCACUGUCACAAAACUAGUGUUUUAACCCAGGCUUCUUACUGCAGUGAUGACAGCAGGAGUGUUUUAACCACUACACUACCAGGUCCCCCUGCAACAUUUAUACCAUGAUCUGAUGACAAAAAUACUUCACUUACUGAAUUGGUAUUCCAGCUUCGAGUUCUCCUGCAUGUUAAAAAUAUUUACCGAGGUUUGUAUUUAACGCUGUGCCAGCAACUAAGGCUAUAUCAUGGUGACAAAAAGUAAUUUUACCUUAAAAAGUUUAGGGAUAAAACCCCCCAAGUAAUAUAACCAUUAUAUUUUUAAAAACCAACGCAAGCAGUAAACAAUAAUGUAAAAUAGCAUUGCCAUAGGGACUGAACAAAUGCGGAGAAAAUAGAUUUACAGUUUGAUGUUACCAGCAAGUGUAAUUUGCCAGGAGACUAACAUGCAGCCUGGGCAGCCUGAGAUACCAGCAUGGCCAGGAGCCCAA